AUGCGGAAACCGAGGCCCACAACCAAUACCAAUACCAAUACCAAUACCUCCUCCAUGGGCGACGACGUCGACGCAAUAUUGACGUCGGGGGUAGUCUGGGUCGACUGGCUAGCCCCUGACGUCUGGCGUCUCCGUCUGACGAUUGGCGGGCUUAUUGCCCGCCGCACACGCUGGGCAGUGAGGGGCGGCAGAGCAUUCUGCCGCCUUAUGCCCCGGUUGACUGCAGCGGAAACACAGUCCGCCGCGGUCGAAACAGCUGUCGCACUUGACGCGCGUGUGUCCCGAUGCUAG
Arctia plantaginis is the source of this 291-nucleotide messenger RNA. NCBI's taxonomy places the organism in Eukaryota, Metazoa, Arthropoda, Insecta, Lepidoptera, Erebidae. The record is from the annotation of a GenBank genome assembly.